ACUUGUCACUCGGGAUCCAAUAGUCACCGAGUGAACCUCGUCCUGUCCAUUGUCCUUCCAGUCGCGUAGGUGGUACGCGUCUAGCAGCAAAAACGGAUCUUCUUUAAAAAGAAGAGAAACGAUCCGAGUUGAAAGUAUUAAUUGCCUUUUAUUCGUUUUAAUUCAGAGGUUUUAAUAUGGCCAGUGUAUACUUCUGGCUGGUGGUGUGGUGUAUCGUCGCGAGCAGAUUUUUCACGAGUAUUUUGGGACACCAUGGUGAUCAUAGAGAAGAAUGGGUGGUGAGAAUCGAAGGUGGAUCACAAAUUGCAUCCCUUUUGGCUCUGCAGUCGGGAUACAAGCAUCUUGGACCGGUCCUCGGAUUCAAGGACACGUACGUAUGGCUUAAGGAUGACAGCCGUGGUCAUAAGAAGAGAGGCGGGCUUCGUUUAACAAAAGCUUUGAAUUCCAGCACCAAGAUCAUUUGGGCAGAUCAGCAGAAGGCGAUAGAGCGAUACAAACGCGAUUACAUAUCGUUAUCCAGAUACGAUCCGGAGAAACCCUUGAUAAGGGAGAAGAGACUGGAGUUAGAUCAGUAUCGUUUGAAUAGUGUGGAGGAAAAUGACAGAAAUUGGCAAGAAUAUGAGCCAGAUGAUUCUAAGUUCAUGUUCAACGAUGAAUUAUGGGAUCAAGAAUGGUAUUUGCAAGAUACGAGGUUGAACACGGCUCUACCCAAGCUAGAUCUAAACGUUCUACCCCUCUAUCGACUGGGGGUAACAGGUCGCGGGGUCAAAAUCGCUGUUUUGGACGAUGGGUUGGAAUACACCCACGACGACCUGCGUAACAAUUACGAUCCAUCAAUUAGUUACGACGUGAACGAGGGCGACGACGAUCCAUUGCCGCGAUACGAAUCAUCAGAGACGAACGGUCACGGCACGAGGUGUGCGGGAGAGAUAGCAAUGGAGGCGAACAACCGGAAAUGCGGUGUAGGAGUCGCCUUCGAGGCUUCCGUUGGUGGAAUCAAGCUUCUCGACGGUCUGGUGAACGAUCGCGUCGAGGGAGAGGCGCUCGGAUACAAACCGGAACUGGUGGACAUUUACACGGCCUCCUGGGGGCCAGCGGACGAUGGGAAAAGUUUAGAGGCACCGGGAAGACUGGCCGCGGAGGCUCUCGAAAAGGGCAUUACGACGGGCAGAUAUGGUAAGGGUAGCAUUUACGUAUGGGCUUCCGGAAACGGAGGCUCGAAAUCCGACGACUGCGGAUGCGAUGGGUACGUAGGAAGCAUUUACACGAUCGCUGUUGGAUCCGCCAGUCAAACUGGACGAUUUCCAUGGUACGGCGAAAGCUGUCCAGCUACAUUAGCGACUACCUACAGCAGCGGUGCUUAUCACGAUCAAAUGAUAGCGACAACAGACUUGAGAAACACCUGCACGACCAGGCACACCGGCACUUCCGCGUCCGCUCCAUUAGCCGCUGGAAUACUGGCCUUAGCUUUGCAAGUAAACAAGGAUCUGACGUGGAGGGACGUGCAGCAUCUCAUCGUUUGGACCUCAGAGUACAGUCCUCUUAGGGAGAAUCCAGGAUGGUUUAGAAACUCCGCUGGAUUCUGGUUCAACUCACGUUUCGGCUUCGGACUUAUGAACGCGUACACGUUGGUCACGGCGAGUUCCAAUUGGACAACCGUACCGGGGAAAAUCAUCUGCAAAGUGGACGUCUCUAGAGUAAUUGACAAGAGGCUGGCUUAUGGAGAUACAAGGAAGCUGCGAUUCGAGACAGAAGACGAGUGUCGAUCGACUGGGAACGAGAUAACGUUUUUAGAACACGUAGAGAUCGAGGUCAGCCUCGAGUACAGUCUUCGUGGUGCUCUUCAGAUGCACCUGACUGCACCCUCAGGAACAAAUGUGCAGUUACUAAAACCAAGGAGACUAGACAAUUCAGAUUCGGGUUUCGAGAGUUGGAAAUUCAUGUCAGUGGCAUCUUGGGGUGAAGAUCCACGCGGCACCUGGACCUUAGACAUUCUCGACGAGAUCGGUCCAAAAGAGAAUAAUGGCACAAUAGAAGCGUUUGCGUUGAUUCUACACGGGACAAGGGAGCCUCCGGAGUAUCGUAAAAACGGGCCACGAAUUUACGACCAGAACUACAAUCGAAUUCGAAAAACCGACGAAUUUAUUCAUGCAAAUCGACCAAUAAAACCGGUGUUCGAGGAGGAGCACAACAAACUGGAUUCAGAAAUUCAAGAGGCAACUGAUAUAGACGAAAGAGAUUGGUGGGAUGAAUUUUUAUGAACAAAGAAAUUCCCAUUAUUCCCGCGCAGCGAGACAAGUAUGUACCUGCUUGCGUUUGCGGUGACUCUCAGGAUCUUGCAAUAUGUAACAAACAAAGAUGAAACUUGAGGAGCUGUUCCAACAACAGAAAGUGCUUUGUGGUAGAUCAAGAUUUGCGUAAUUCGAGAACCUUUAGCAAGCUUUCGAGGGGAAACUCGUAGAGCUUCAAUUACUUAAGAAAUAUUAGUACAUCCUUGAAUUUUUUAUCUUCCUGCUUGGUUUAAGUUUAAACUGAUCCAGAAUAGAAAUUCAAAAUUUAAUAAUUCUAAGACCUCUUCUUGAUUCUUGGUAUCUAUAGGGAAGAAUAGCGCGAAUUGAUAGACGAAUUUCUAAGUCUUCAAUUAAAAUCAUUCCACGAACAAGAUAUUAUUAUCCUCGUGGUUCUACCUGGAAGACGGGAAGAAGAGGGAACACAUUUUAAAUAGAACGUGACCGAGUUCUGAUAUUCUUCCGUGUCGGAGAAAUGCAAUUAAACUUGUUUAAAAUUCUUACUUCUAAUCGAGAAACGCUUCCCGCUUUCAACAGUCCCGAAAAAUCGAACAUAAUUUACGAGGAAGAUUAAUAUUCCCGAUGAUCCUAUCGUGCGUAUAAAAUGAUGGGGGAAAAAAUAUUAAUCGAUCAUGGCUAUUCCUAGUAUACCAAUCAACGCUGCUGUGUGAAAAACAUUCUAUCAACAUCCACGAAGGGUUAAUGACCGUGCUUCAAUGAUGGAAACAAGCAAUAUCGUAGCCGCGAUCUCUUUGGUCACGCGUUGCAACGAUAAAUCAUUCGAAUUUUUGCGAAAAAAUGCAAGUUCACUGAGAUCGCGCGAAUAUUCCGUGGUAAUACGUAACCUGAAAACGUUUGUCGUAAAAUAUGGUGAAAGCUAUUAGCGUAGCUCGCCCGCCAUUCCACCCCUUAAGAACGGGUCUAGAUGAAAUUCUCACGUAACUGAUCUACCCUCUGAAGCGGCCAGGAAUUCCAUGUUUCCAAGUGUCAAACAUAACUCGUGGCUGUUCCCACAAGUUUUUUCUCCGUUUUAAAUGGAAAAUCUAGCUCUCAUUGUUUUCGUAUCGAUCAAGACCCCAGUUCGAGAUUAAAGAAUAUUCAGAAAUUUAUUUCUGUUUUCUUUUCCAUGAUUUACUUUCGGUACAUAAAUCCUUAGCGAUGAAAGGGGAAAGAUAUAAUUGAAAUGCAAAUUAAUCCGUGCUCGAUGUGCUUACGAUCAUUAAAGAUUGCCUUAUCAGUUGACACGACGUUAGCCAGAAUUAAUUAUGCAGGCGAGGAUUGUAACAGUUUGAUAAAUUAACCGAGUAUUUCGUGUCGUAAUUUGAGAGGGAACCACUUGAUCGAUGACACAAACUGACGAAGAUUUGGAUUGCAUUUAGCUUACUUACAGCUUAUCUUCUUCAAUUGCAUCUGACAAAGAUCCUGAUUUAUGUUGAAAUUGAGGAAAACAAUUGAGAAUUCAAUUGAACCAAUAGAUAUCGUGUUUUUCUAAAUUUUUUGAGGUUCUAAAAAGAGAUUGAUGUAUAAAUUACACUCCCUGAAUUAUGAUAGAAUCACAUGAUAGUUUCACUCGAAAACUCUUUCUAUAUUCAGAGAUCUUGAGUGAAUAAUAAAUCAGUGCUUUCGCGCGGUCCACACUGAUCCUAGCUUAUAAAAAUAAAUCAUCCAAUUCCAUCUCGGUUCAUGCACGAUACGACAGUAAUUCGUUGAUCACGCGAUAAAAAUGUCACGACAUUCGAAUCCCAUUAAUUAAGGUCUUCAGCGUCCCAUUAGUAACCGCGAAGUAAACCUUCCAACUUUCUUCCACUUUUAAUUAAACCUCGAUUACUCUAAUUGAAUCUUCCAAAGCACCUGUUGAAAAGAAUUACAUUGAUUUUAACUUACACGAUCAAAAAGUUUUUUAUAACUAAGAACUUUAUAUUGAGAAUAUCGAUGAAUUAUUUAUGUAAUUAUUUUUGUUACACCUUAAGCUUUAUUUUGAUCUGCUAUAGGUAUCAUUUUGCAAAACUUUUGUGUCAUCAAAUCGUGUCAGAUUUUCGAUGUUUCAAAAUCUGCUAUUUGUCACGGAAUAACUUAAUAAAUUUAUAAUUCAUAAGGUUCGAGGUAUCCCAUAAUUGUAAUAAUAAAGGAUAUAUAGAAAUACAAUGUAAGAAGAA
Molecule: messenger RNA, 4444 nt
Organism: Osmia lignaria (orchard mason bee)
Lineage: Eukaryota; Metazoa; Arthropoda; Insecta; Hymenoptera; Megachilidae
Source: RefSeq, a predicted model, not a curated record